Messenger RNA from Bolinopsis microptera, 1601 nucleotides. RefSeq names its product run domain Beclin-1-interacting and cysteine-rich domain-containing protein-like. Bases 54 to 1451 code for a protein of 465 amino acids. Gene Ontology annotation, molecular function: phosphatidylinositol phosphate binding. Lineage: Eukaryota; Metazoa; Ctenophora; Tentaculata; Lobata; Bolinopsidae. The record is from RefSeq and is a predicted model, not a curated record. The transcript is spliced from 11 exons. Gene Ontology annotation, cellular component: intracellular membrane-bounded organelle.
GUACCAAUCCUCUAUAGUUUUGCUUGCAUCAUGUGUAGAAUGGUGUGAAAUAAAUGGAGAAUGGAUCCGAACCGGUUUGGUUACAGGCAAUCACAUCCGCUGGAAACGAUGCCGUGUCUGAAUUAGAACGAGAGAAUGCUCAUUUUGAGGUAACUGAAGCGAUAUUACGUGCCCUAGAACAGCUAUGUUCCAUGGACGACACAGACAGCGACGAGGAAGACUUACCGUCCGACAAUAUCCGAGACUACGCUAACUCUCUCACAGCUCCUGAACUGAGUAUGACCCCCAACAGCUCUCCUAUAUCUCCUGCUAUUGUGAGGAAGAGCAUCUCUAAACCUAACAGAAACAGCACAGAGCUAUCAGACUGGGUGAGCGUUGUAGACACGGACACGCCCUCUAUCCCCACCUCUCUGAGUGACAACUCUAUCACAACCGUUCUGGAGAAGUUUGCGGAGAACCAGUCUAGCGAUCAAAACAGUCCCCGUGCUAUCGCUAAGCAGCUCUUUGAUAAGAUUAACUUUUCUUCCGAGGAGAGUGCUGAGUUGGACUGGCUAGUAACUGAAGGAGGGCGGCGACACACCCCCACUAUAUCCCGUACAGUGUCCGACUUGUCUCUCCCGACCCGACUGAGAGGGACCUCAGACUGGGCGCCUCCCCGUGCUCAGAUUAUCUACCACAUUCACCUUCCAGCUACUAGGAAGUCAAUACUAUCCCGGUGCGGGUACAGAUGUGCGGGUUGUGGGAUGAAGAUAGACCACACUAUGGCCAGUUGGUUCAGAUACUGUGCCUACCUCGGAAAGUAUUUCUGUCACUCCUGCCACCACGAGAAGACAGCCCACAUUCCUGCUAGAAUACUUCACAAAUGGGACUUCAGGAAGCAGAGGGUCAGUAACUUCGCGUCAGAUCUCCUCGAGAAGAUGUUUUCAGAGCCUUUGUAUUGCAUCCAGGAUAUAAACUACAACCUCUACAAAACUGUCAAUGAGAUGAAGUAUGCACGAGCUCUCAGAUACCAACUGUUCUUCCUGAACGAGUACAUUAGAAAUUGUAGAAACGGUAAAGAUUUGUUGGAUAAUAUGUCAAUCCGUUCACAUAUUAUUAAUGAGCCUCAACUCUUCUCAUUGCAGGAUUUGUGUGCAGUAAAGGACAGGACCCUGAUAGAGAUGAUGAGAGUUCUGGUAACUAGCUGGUUACAGCACGUUGAUAAUUGUGGGCUCUGCAAAGGAAAAGGUUUUAUCUGCGAACUCUGCGCUAGGGAUGAGAUCAUCUACCCGUUCCAACUGGAAUCUGUUGUUCAGUGUCAGAUGUGCUGGACGUGUUUCCACAAGGCUUGUUAUUCUGGCACUUGUCCAAAAUGUGCCAGGAUCAGAUCACGUCGCACUAUGUCUGAUCCAGAUGGAAACCGAAACAAAGAGGCCGAGGUGAAAAACGAAAAUGAACGAAAGAAAACAUAAAAGUUAUACACAGUAGCCAGUAGGUUAUCUGGGUAUAAUAUCUAACAGGGCUACUAACAAGACUUGGUGAUGUUUUUUAGUGACAUAACGCCACCUCUGGGAGAGUGUCAUGUUAUUCUCCUUACCAAAGAUAACUUUUCUUGCUUUACA